AUGGAGUUGGACAUGGAUAAAAGCGAUCCUAUGCUCAAGAAAAAAUCAAGUCGUUCAAGUGUGGCACCGGUCUUGAAAUGGAAAGUAUUGACUAUAGUCUUUGUCGUGAUUAGCGUUGUGCUGCUUAUUGCUUUGAUAGUAGUAGCUACAAGGCAGACCAAAGCUAAAGCAGGACCAAAGCAAAACAAAAGUCCAGAUUACAGAAGGAAUUCCUCUGUACCUUCAUGCGCAGAUGGAAUGUCAAAGCCUUCUGAGCCACCUAAGUCCGCCGGUGUGUUUGAUGACCUUACAGUCGAAGAAAUUACCUCCGUUAGAGAUUAUCUUUUGAUGCAAGCUGAACUAAACCUCACCAGAUAUGAUCAAGCUUCUAUAGAUAGCAAUUACAUCUAUCUUAUACAGUUGCUGCCUCCCUCAAAAGAUGAGGCUCUUGCAUACCUUGAUGGAGAUGGUGCCAAGCCUGAAAGGAAAGCUAUUGCGGUCGUAUUUCACGGUGCUACUGACCCACCAGUGGUAAGAGAAUAUGUCGUCUCUCCCGCCUCUAAUCCAAACAAACACGACAUCAGAAUUAUUCCUGGAAGACAGAGAGAUUCCGUGCCCUUUAAUGCUCGUCCGUUUGAUGGCUAUCUAGAGCUUACUGCCUUGUACCAGGCGGUUGUGAACAAUGCGUCUAAAACUCUAAAAACACUAAUGCAAGAAAGUUAUGAUGGCUACUCCUUCACUGAUUGUACCGAAAAGUGCCUUUCGACCAUUUACACCGCACCAAUGGGUUUUACGGGCGAUGACCGAUACACCUGGAUUUUUUUCAUCCGUCAGCUUACAGGCGAAUACAGUCAUACCCUUGAUCUGCAUUUAUUAAUUGAUCACUCAGGUGCAGAUGUAAAAAAAUGGAAAAUCCUGCAAGUUAUUUACAACAACCAAACUUUUGAUUCUGUUGAUGAGUUAGUCGACGAAUACAAGAAAGGCACUAUACGCAAAAUCAAGAUACCUUCACCUGUCGGAAAAGGCCCACUAUUUUCAAGCUAUGAACGCAGAGGAGACCCACAACCAGUCAAGCCUAUGCGAGGCCCUGAAUUGUAUGAGCCUGACGGAAAACGGUACACUGUCAACGGACGCCACGUUAACUACAUGUCUUGGUCCUUUGAUUUCAGAAUGGACUCUAACAGUGGCAUGCAAAUAUACGACAUAAAAUUCAACGGAGAAAGAAUCAUCUAUGAAAUAAGCCUUCAGGAAGCUGCAGCCACUUAUGCAGGUUACUAUCCAAACCCUUCUUGGAACAAUUUCCUCGAUGGCAGCUGGAGAAUGGGGAUGAGCAGCUUUGAGUUGGUGCGAGGCGUGGAUUGCCCAGAUUCUGCCACUUUCUUUGACCUAGUGCACAUGAGCGGUGCAGAUAUUCCGCUGACAUUUCAUAACGCUGUCUGCGUGUUUGAGUUGAACACUGGAAUGCCCCUGCGACGACAUUAUGAUAACAAUUUUAUGGGAGGAUACCGCUUCUAUGGUGGAAUGGCUGAUCAAGUGCUCGUUUUACGCUCAAUAUCCACUGUGUACAACUACGAUUACGUAUUCGAUUUCAUUUUUUACCAAAACGGUGUCAUAGAAGCCAAGGUUUCAGCAUCUGGUUAUAUCUUCGGUUCAUUCUAUGACUCUAACGCUGAGCCAUACGGGUAUAAGCUUUAUGAACAUUUCUUUAGUGGCACACACGAUCACCUGAUCAACUACAAGGUUGACUUAGACGUCGGUGGAAGAAAGAACUCUUAUGAGACAGUUGAGAUCGGAAUAGAAAACAUCACAGAGCGGUGGUUUCCUAACAAACGCCGUGUCCAAAAGGUCCUAAAGCGCAGGGUCAAAAACACAGAGUUAGACGCCGCUUAUAAGUUUAACUUUGAUACUCCAAAAUAUCUGAAUUUCUUUAAUGAUGCGGAGAAGAACAGGGUGGGCGUGAAGAAGGGGUAUCGCAUACAACUGGGAGGAAUACUGAAACAAUUGUAUCCUGAAGACUGGAUGAUGGUACCCAUGAUGAGUUGGUCUCUUUACCAAAUGGCUGUCACUAAAUAUAAAGAAAAUGAGACGCAGAGCAGCUCCAUCUACAACCAGAACGCCCCUGCAGAUCCACAGGUCAGUGAAGGGAAUUGGAAGAGUGAGUAAGGCAGUAGCUUAUCAUCCUUGAGGGUGUAUGUUCAGUAGUCUCAGACGACGCCUGGGUCACACAGUAAAAGAACAUAACUUAGCUGUAAACUUUUUCUUACGCUUCGUGCAAACGAAAGCACCAACUCCCAACAUUGUUGCGCCAACAAUGUUGCGUGUUGUUGCUUUCGUGUUGCAGUGGUGUGCAAACGGAUGUAACAACUCCCAACAACAGGCAACAACAUACAACAGAAGUGCGAAUGGACGCAACAUGUAACAUCUAGCCUGAUGCUGGGUUUUGUUGGCCAGCAAUGCUGCGUCCGUUUGUACGGGGCUCUCAGAAUGAAGAUGAUGUGAACCGCGGGUGUUAGAGAACACAGCAAGUUAUCUAGAAAUAGACUAAAAGUCUUACGCGCCGUGACGUUACGUUGUGAUGGGUUUAUUAUUUCUUAUAACCUUUAACGUGAUUUGAUUCUCGCCAUCAUCAUUUAUUCUUCCGAAAACAUUUUGUUAAUCUCUUGCUCAAUGGAAAGUUUGGUUUAUAUAAUAUAUAUAUAUAUUUUUUCAAUCCCCACAGGUGGAUUUCCGUCAGUACCUUCUGGAUAACGAUUCCAUCUUGAAUGAGGAUCUAGUUGCCUGGGUAACCGUGGGUAUGAUGCAUGUGCCACAUUCAGAAGAUCUUCCUAACACGGCGACAGCUGCUAACUCGGUUAACUUCUUCAUUAGACCUUUCAAUUACUUUGAUGAAGAUCCUUCCAUUGGAUCCACUAAUGCCGUGCUGAUCACGCCUACCACACAAGGUGGUCAAAAGGUGGAGCGUUAUGGUACCGCAGAUGGUCCCCAGUGUGUACCCAAAGAAAACAAACUCGAUUUUAACGGCCGCUAUAUUCCUUAG
Porites lobata is the source of this 3016-nucleotide messenger RNA. NCBI's taxonomy places the organism in Eukaryota, Metazoa, Cnidaria, Anthozoa, Scleractinia, Poritidae. The record is from the annotation of a GenBank genome assembly.